Messenger RNA from Equus quagga, 2970 nucleotides. It is a transcript of the gene ZBTB18, whose product is annotated as zinc finger and BTB domain containing 18. Gene Ontology annotation, cellular component: nucleus. The record is from RefSeq and is a predicted model, not a curated record. Gene Ontology annotation, biological process: regulation of transcription by RNA polymerase II. Gene Ontology annotation, molecular function: RNA polymerase II cis-regulatory region sequence-specific DNA binding; DNA-binding transcription factor activity, RNA polymerase II-specific; protein binding. The transcript has 2 exons. NCBI's taxonomy places the organism in Eukaryota, Metazoa, Chordata, Mammalia, Perissodactyla, Equidae. The coding region runs from base 143 to 1711 and encodes 522 amino acids.
GCGGGGACGCGGCGACUUAGGGCCGCUCCGUGUGAGUGCGGCGCCGGCCCGGCCCCUGCCCCGCGCCCCUCCGCGCCGGCCGGCCGGCGGGCCCAGCUGUGCGGCGGCGGGCCGGCGCCCGGAGUGGAGUUAUGAAGACAGCAUGGAGUUUCCAGACCAUAGCAGACAUUUGCUGCAGUGUCUGCGCGAGCAGAGGCAUCAGGGUUUUCUGUGUGACUGCACUGUCCUGGUGGGAGAUGCCCAGUUCCGGGCGCACCGGGCUGUGCUGGCUUCAUGCAGCAUGUACUUCCACCUCUUUUACAAGGACCAGCUGGACAAAAGAGACAUUGUUCAUCUGAACAGCGACAUUGUUACAGCCCCAGCUUUCGCUCUCCUGCUUGAAUUCAUGUAUGAAGGGAAACUCCAGUUCAAAGACUUGCCCAUUGAAGACGUGCUAGCAGCUGCCAGUUAUCUCCACAUGUAUGACAUUGUCAAAGUCUGCAAAAAGAAGCUGAAAGAGAAAGCCACCACGGAGGCAGACAGCACCAAAAAGGAAGAAGAUGCUUCAAGUUGUUCAGACAAAGUCGAGAGUCUCUCGGAUGGCAGCAGCCACAUGGCAGGGGAUUUGCCCAGUGACGAAGAUGAAGGAGACGAUGAAAAAUUGAACAUCCUGCCCAGCAAAAGAGACUUGGCGGCCGAGCCUGGGAACAUGUGGAUGCGAUUGCCCUCAGACUCAGCAGGCAUCCCCCAGGCUGGCGGAGAGGCAGAGCCACACGCCACAGCAGCUGGAAAAACAGUAGCCAGCCCCUGCAGCUCAACAGAGUCUUUGUCCCAGAGGUCUGUCACCUCCGUGAGGGAUUCGGCAGAUGUUGACUGUGUGCUGGACCUGUCUGUCAAGUCCAGCCUUUCAGGAGUUGAAAAUCUGAACAGCUCUUAUUUCUCUUCACAGGACGUGCUGAGAAGCAACCUGGUGCAGGUGAAGGUGGAGAAAGAGGCUUCCUGUGAUGAGAGUGAUGUUGGCACUAAUGACUAUGACAUGGAACAUAGCACUGUGAAAGAAAGUGUGAGCACUAAUAACAGGGUACAGUAUGAGCCGGCCCAUCUGGCUCCUCUGAGGGAGGACUCGGUCCUGAGGGAGCUCGAGCGGGAGGACAAAGCCAGUGACGACGAGAUGAUGACCCCAGAGAACGAGCGGGUCCAGGUGGAGGGGAGCAUGGAGAGCAGCCUGCUGCCCUACGUCUCCAACAUCCUGAGCCCGGCCGGCCAGAUCUUCAUGUGCCCCCUGUGCAACAAGGUCUUCCCCAGCCCGCACAUCCUGCAGAUCCACCUGAGCACGCACUUCCGCGAGCAGGACGGCCUCCGCAGCAAGCCGGCCGCCGACGUCAACGUGCCCACCUGCUCGCUGUGCGGGAAGACUUUCUCGUGCAUGUACACGCUCAAGCGCCACGAGAGGACCCACUCGGGCGAGAAGCCCUACACGUGCACGCAGUGCGGCAAGAGCUUCCAGUACUCGCACAACCUGAGCCGCCACGCCGUGGUGCACACGCGCGAGAAGCCGCACGCCUGCAAGUGGUGCGAGCGCAGGUUCACGCAGUCCGGGGACCUGUACAGACACAUCCGCAAGUUCCACUGUGAGUUGGUGAACUCCUUGUCUGUCAAAAGCGAGGCGCUGAGCUUGCCCGCUGUCAGAGACUGGACCUUAGAAGAUAGCUCUCAAGAACUCUGGAAAUAAUUUUAUAUAUAUAUAAAUAAUAUAUAUAUACAUAUAUAUAAAUAGAUCUCUAUCUAGUUGUGGUACGGUCUAAAAGCAGUCUUGUUUCCUGGAACUAAGAAGUUGGGAUAUUAACUUGUUUUUGCACUUUAGAAUAGCAUGAGAAUCUCACUAAUUUAGCAUUCUGAUAAAAGAAACUUUAGCGCAAGUCGAGAAUAGAGAGGCGUUUUGCUUUCAAGGGGGCAGGGGAAGUGGGCCAAUAAGAACCUUUGAAACAAAUCGUCCUAUCACAAAAGGCUUUCUUAGGGCUUCAUUUUGUCAACAUUGCAUUGUCUUUUGAGCUCUCUCGUUUCCCCACUUUUUUUUUUUAAAGUAGAAAUUCCCUCCAGUUUUAUUAGCCUCUUUAUAUGUCUCAAAUUGCAUGAAUCUUUUCUGGCUGUUGGAAACCUGAAUGCUUUUAGACCCAAAUGGAAAAUUUCUGAAAUGCUGGAUUAUCUAUUUUUAAACAAGCAGUUGACUUAAAACUUUCUGUGGCAACUUCUGGUUUUCUGACGGUUCCCAAUGAGAGCAAUUCUGAGAGUACACUGGGAUCACUGGGACGCUGUCUGUGAAGGUUUGCUUGGGACGAACAAGGAUAGUGCAGCUUCAGCAGUGUUGAACUCUGUGUUGAAAAUGUGAAUUACUGUUAUUGUAUACUGUAAUUGAUUACAUGGGCUGGGGGGGUCAAAGAACUUGACAGGUUGUGUUGAUGCUCUUAGUUGAGUCUUGAAAAGUAAAUAUUAACGCUACAGAAAUGCAUGAGUUUCAAUAUAUUUUUUGUCUUUGUUUGCAUUGUAUAACUUUAACGAGUGAGUUUAAAAUUAUUUAAUUUCCUUAGAAAAAUAGCACCAUUUGGAAAAAAACUGGUGUUAUGAAGAACGUAAAUGCACUGUUUUUAUUUUUAUUUUAUAUAAUUUAAAUUGACUUUCCCACUGUCCUUAAGUUGAAACUGUUAAGCUGAAUAAAAACUUAAGCUGCAAAUUGAUAACUUCGCUACAUAACAAGGAAAAUAUAAAUGUUUACAAACGGCUUAAAGAUUUGCAUGUGCAGUGUGCAUUUAUAACAAACUUCUAAUUGCACAAGACCCAUGCCAGCUCAAAGUUUAGGUGUACACAUUUACCCAGUUGAGCAUUUUUAGAAUAACUACUGCACAAAUUGACAAUAGGUCAUUCUCUCUUUUUUUGCUCCCCUUUUCUUUCUCUCCCCUCCCUUACCCAACACCCCCCCCCCCCCCCCCCCCC